Messenger RNA from Acanthisitta chloris (rifleman), 2845 nucleotides. RefSeq names its product calsyntenin 3 (gene CLSTN3). Gene Ontology annotation, biological process: homophilic cell-cell adhesion; positive regulation of synaptic transmission; positive regulation of synapse assembly. Gene Ontology annotation, cellular component: cell surface; postsynaptic membrane. The coding region runs from base 50 to 2845 and encodes 931 amino acids. The record is from RefSeq and is a predicted model, not a curated record. The transcript is spliced from 17 exons. Lineage: Eukaryota; Metazoa; Chordata; Aves; Passeriformes; Acanthisittidae. Gene Ontology annotation, molecular function: X11-like protein binding; amyloid-beta binding; calcium ion binding.
AGCGAACAAGCACAAACCCUGGAUUGAAGCUGAGUAUCAGGGCAUCAUCAUGGAGAAUGACAACACAGUUCUGCUCAACCCACCGCUGUUUGCACUGGACAAAGAUGCUCCACUGCGCUAUGCAGGUGAAAUCUGUGGCUUCAGGAUCCAUGGGUCAGGAGUACCUUUUGAAGCUGUGAUCCUGGACAAAGCUACAGGUGAGGGGCUGAUCCGGGCCAAGGAACCAGUGGAUUGUGAAGCACAUAAGGAGCACACAUUCACCAUCCAGGCUUAUGACUGUGGAGAGGGACCUGAUGGAGCAAACACCAAGAAGUCACACAAGGCCACAGUGCACGUUCGAGUAAACGAUGUGAAUGAGUUUGCUCCCGUCUUUGUGGAAAAGCUGUAUCGUGUGGCAGUGACGGAGGGAAAGCUGUAUGACCGCAUCUUGCGUGUGGAGGCCAUUGAUGGAGACUGCUCACCACAGUACAGUCAGAUCUGCUACUAUGAGAUCCUGACCCCCAAUAUUCCCUUUCUGAUUGACAAUGACGGGAACAUUGAGAACACGGAGAAGCUGCAGUACAGUGGAGAUCGUGUCUACAAAUUCACGGUGACAGCCUAUGACUGUGGAAAGAAGAGGGCUUCUGAUGAUGCUGAAGUGGAAAUCCAGGUGAAACCCACCUGCAAGCCUAGCUGGCAGGGCUGGAACAAGAGGAUUGAGUACACUCCAGGUGCAGGCAGCCUCGCGCUCUUCCCCACCAUUCACCUGGAGACCUGUGAUGAGCCUCUGUGGAACAUCCAGGCCACGGUGGAGCUGCAGACAAACCACGUGGCCAAGGGCUGUGACCGUGAUAACUACUCCGAGAAGUCACUGCGCAAACUCUGUGGUGCUGCUUCAGGAGAGAUUGACCUGCUCCCAGUGCCUAGCCCCAUGGCAAACUGGACUGCGCGGCUCUCGGUGCACUACAGCCAGGACAGCAGCCUCAUCUACUGGUUCAAUGGCAGCCAGGCUGCCCAGGUGCCUGUGGUGAAUGGGCCGAAUGCCCAUGAGGGGCUGAGUGACCACUUCACCCUGUCUGUAUGGAUGAAGCAUGCCGUGGUGCCUGGCAAAGGCAGGCGGGAAGAGGAGACUGUGAUCUGCAGCACAGUCCAGAGUGAGGAUGGCUACUCACACUAUUCACUGACUGUGCAUGGCUGCCGGAUCGCUUUUCUCUACUGGCCAUUGCUGGAAAGUGCAAGGCCUGUGAAAUUCCUCUGGAAGCUUGAACAGGUCUGUGAUGAUGAAUGGCACCAUUAUGCCCUCAACCUGGAGUUCCCCACUGUCACACUCUAUGUGGACGGUGUCUCUUAUGACCCUGCCCUCAUCCACGACAAUGGCCUCAUCCACCCGCCACGGCAGGAGCCCUCACUCAUGAUCGGAGCCUGCUGGACUGAAGAGAAAAACAGAGAGAAAAACAAAGGAAGUGAGAACUCUACUGAUAACAUACAAGGAGAUCCUCUGUCGAUACACCACUACUUCCAUGGUUACUUGGCUGGCUUCACUGUGCGCCCUGGUAGCUUGGAGAGCCGCGAGGUUAUUGAAUGCCUGUAUGCCUGCCGUGAGGGGCUUGAUUACAGUGACUUCGACAGUCUGGGCAAAGGGAUGAAGGUUCAUGUGAACCCCUCUCAGUCCCUGCUGACCUUGGAGGGUGAUGAUGUGGAAACCUUCAACCAUGCAAUCCAGCACGUGGCUUACAUGAACUCACUGCGCUUUGCUACUCCUGGGGUCCGUCCACUCAGGCUCACCACUGCUGUCAAGUGUUUCAGUGAGGAGUCUUGUGUCUCCAUUCCUGAUGUGGAAGGCUAUGUUGUGGUGCUACAGCCUGAUGCCCCCCAGAUCCUGUUGAGUGGCAGUGCCCACUUUGCUCAUCCUGCAUCAGACUUUGAGGCUCCUGAUGGGAUCCCCCUGUUCCCCAACCUCCAGAUCACCUGCUCUAUUUCUCACCAGGUGGAGGCCAAGAAGGAUGAGAACUGGCAUGGUACUGUGACAGACACACGAAUGUCAGACGAGAUUGUGCACAACCUGGAUGGCUGUGAGAUCUCAUUGGUAGGAGAUGACUUGGACCCAGAGAGGGAGUAUCUGCUCCUGGAUGGGGCACUGCUGCAGCAGCGUGGCCUAGAGGUUGUUAACACCUCUGCCUACCUGACCAUCACAGGUGUGGAGAGCAUUGCGGUUUAUGAGGAAAUACUACGCCAGGUCUCGUACCACAUCAACCAUGGUGCUGCUCUUUAUGAAAGGAAGUUUCACCUGUCCUGCACUGAGAUGAAUGGACGCUACUCCAGUAACGAAUUUACUGUUGAGGUGAAUGUCCUCCACAACAUGAACCGAGCUGCUCAUCCUAACCAUAUGCUGAGUUCACAGCAGUUUGUGCACCGAGGUCAUCAUUUACCCCCAGAACUGUCUGGGCACAGUUUGGCAAGCACCCAUAACAACCCAAUGGUCCCCAGUGCUGCCACUGUCAUCAUUGUGGUGUGUGUGGGCUUCCUGGCACUUAUGGUGAUCCUUGGCAUCCUGCGCAUCCACUCCCUGCACCGACGGGGAGUGGGGCAAGAGGUCCCUGGGGCUGCUGAAUCAGGGCACACCAGUGCUGGAGGCAAAGAGAGUGACAUGUUCUGGGAUGACUCGGCUCUCACCAUCAUAGUCAACCCCAUGGAGUCCUACCAGAGCUGUCAGGAGAGGGCAGCAGGAAGCAGCAAGGGCAGAGCUGGUGAGGGCAUGGAGGAUGAUGAGGACAGCACCGACUCGGAGACACCCGACUCCCCGGACAGCAAUGACGUGGAUGAUCAACACAUCAUCGGCAAAAGCAAUGUCUCUCACCGCUACUAG